GCGCAGUAAGUACGCCCAAUUAAAGGGUAGUAAAAUGUAAUUCCACCACCACAAAACGACAAAAACAAACUUCUCCAAUUAAUUUUUUUUUUAAAUAAUAAUUAAAAACUGGAAAUGUGAUAGCUAUGCAAAAGGGGGGGUACGUGGCAGUUAACAAGCACUACAGGUUUUACUUUCUCUUUCCACUACGUUCCCUAUUUAUCUUUUCGCCAAUCCUUUCAUCAACCCCCGGAUCGGAACACCUCAAUUUCCACCACCACCACCACCACCGCCGCCGCCCGCCGCCGUUUGAAGGGGAACAUGAGAUGGUGGGUCUAAGUGUAAUACUGGAGAACAACAAGGAUCUUUCCGGCGACGAGCAGAGAAGAAGCCCUCAAGUUAUCAGUAAAGGGAGCAUGAUAAAACCGCCGUCAAACCCUCCUUCCCCCACCGCAGCUCCGCCGUCUCCGGCGGGCUUCUCGAGGAGAAGAAACGCAUCGAGUUUUUCUCCGGCUUGUGGGUUUCUUGAAUACUGUUUUCUCUGCACGCAGAAACUCUUGCCCGGAAAAGACAUCUACAUGUACAAAGGGGACAAGGCGUUUUGUAGUGAGGAUUGCAGGUGCAGGCAGAUCUUCAUGGAUGAAGAAGAGAUGAGUGCUGCAAAGAGAGGUUGUACCUUAGAGUACAACCGUUCGUUGGCUGCCACGUCAUCAUCUUCUUCUUCACCAUCGUCUUCUUCUUCUUCUCGUAGUCGCAAAGGGGCAGCAAAUCGAGCAAAUUAUAACGCCUUCGCCUACUGAGUGAUUACAUAUUUAGUUUCCAUUUCUGCCCCUGGUAGAUUUUGUUUGUGGCUUUUAGGCCCUCUUCUCUUUUUACUUUUCUUUUUUUCCUUCAAUGCUCCAUAGGAUCAAGCCAUGGGGGGUGGGGUUUGCCGGUUUGUGGGGGGUUAACUGCUCAAGUUGCUGGCGGAGGAAACAUGGAUCUGCUUUUAUUUUUAUUUUAUUUUUCUUUUAUUUUUUUUCGAGAUGAAGGGUGUUUUUGGAAGUUUGGUAUAUUGAGAAUAUAUUUGGUUGCUUCUUAGUGAUUUUA
Molecule: messenger RNA, 1068 nt
Organism: Erythranthe guttata (spotted monkey flower)
Lineage: Eukaryota; Viridiplantae; Streptophyta; Magnoliopsida; Lamiales; Phrymaceae
Product: DUF581 family protein, putative (DUF581)
Source: RefSeq, a predicted model, not a curated record